AUGCUGUGUCCAGAAGUGUGGAACUUUCCCCCGCCAAAAGUUAUUGAAUCAAAGAAGCAUAACCAAGACUUGGAAUCCGUGAAAAACACAUUAAACCUCAACUGGUUUUAUAAGAGUGUAAUAGUAACGUGUCCUGAUGAAAUACAUACGCCGAGUUUCAUUAAAGAAAUUGUUACAGAAAACAGCGAUUAUUACAAAUUAUCUUCAUUUUCACUAACAGAGUUCGUAGAGCCUGCCUUUAUUGAAAGUUUCGUAAAAGCCGGUAAAUUGUUUUGUUUAUCUGCAAGUAGAAACUGUAUUAUACAAAACUGUGCCGCUGUGACUCCAGACGGUGUGCUUAUCUUACAUGUUCUUGAACACGUAUAUCAAACACUGGGUUUUGAAGGUAAAAAGAGACCAUAUGGUUAUUAUGAAGUCAAAAUUGAUCUAAAAUCUAUAAAAAGGCUUGAAAAAGUUAAAAUAGGCUUAAGCAAAUUAGAAUUAUUUGAUAUUUACUUAAUAUGGGAACCACAGAACGAAAAACCUUGUUCAUCCUCAGUGGUAACGUACUUUCAUGCAAGAGGUAUCAAAAUUUCAGUUCAUUCCUUGGAUGUAAAGAACAUAUCACCAAAAAUCACUGAAGCGCCUUCAGUAAAAGAUUUAGAUCCACAAGAAAUAACAGAAUGGAUUGGAAUGUUGGCACAUCAGACAGACCUUAGUCCAACGGAAGGUUACAUCAGCUCUUAUAGUCAACCAGAAAGUGAAAAUUCCUUAAAAACAACUAGAAUAUCUCUUUAUAUUGUAAAAGGUUUUAUACCAAUGUCAUUAGUUACUAAAAUAAGUGAAAAAUUAAAUGCCUAUGUAAUGUCUAGAGAGACAGACCAUUACUGGUCGGCGAUUAGUGUGCAGAGUGAUGAGAACAGUCCGUGGCAGUGGAACACCAGUAGUCCUAAUAUGUUUCAGGCUCAGGAUUCUUCUUGCAAUGUAUUUUUUACUCACCAAAAUCAUGUUGUGCAUUGUAUUGGACAAUUAAAGUAUUCAUAA
This is a messenger RNA of Arctia plantaginis, 1023 nucleotides long. The record is from the annotation of a GenBank genome assembly. NCBI's taxonomy places the organism in Eukaryota, Metazoa, Arthropoda, Insecta, Lepidoptera, Erebidae.